AUGUCAUUUCAAGAAUUAGGAGUUGCCAGAUGGCUUCUGGAAUCUUUAGAAGCCAUGAAGAUUCAUAAACCCACAUCAAUUCAACAAGCUUGUAUUCCUGCGAUAUUAAAAGGUCAAGACUGUAUAGGAGGUGCUAAAACUGGGUCUGGUAAAACCAUUGCAUUUGCAGCACCAAUGUUAACACAAUGGUCAGAAGAUCCUUAUGGAAUUUUUGGAUUGAUUUUAACACCUACAAGAGAACUAGCACUACAAAUUGCUGAACAAUUCACUGCGUUAGGAGCAAAUAUGAAUAUCAAAGUUGCAGUUAUAGUUGGAGGAGAAGAUUUUAUAAAACAAACUUUAGAACUACAAAAGAAACCACAUUUUGUUAUUGCAACCCCUGGGAGACUAGCCGAUCACAUAAUGAACAGUGGAGAAGAAACAAUAAGUGGAUUAAGAAGAAUUCGAUAUUUAGUACUAGAUGAAGCAGAUAGAUUAUUAAGUGAUAGUUUUUCAAGUGAUUUAGAAAGAUGUUUUGAAAUACUACCACCACUGGAAAAAAGACAAACUUUAUUAUUUACAGCUACUGUAACUGAUGCAGUUAAAGAAUUAAAAGAUAGACCACAACCAAAAAAUAAAUUACCUGUUUUUAUGCAUGAAGUAGAUACAGUUGAUAAGGUAGCCAUACCCAAUACUUUAAUGGUGAAAUAUGUAUUUGUACCAUCUUAUGUUAAAGAAGCUUAUUUACAUAGUAUAUUACUAUUACCAAAAUACAAAGAAUCAACAAUAGUUGUAUUUGUCAAUAGAACAAUAACAGCAGAAGUUUUGAGAAGAUCAUUGAGAAAACUAGAUUUUAGAGUUACUUCAUUACAUUCACAAAUGCCACAAUCCGAAAGAACAAAUUCAUUACAUAGAUUUAAAGCAGGAGCAGCAAGAAUACUAAUAGCAACAGAUGUAGCAUCAAGAGGUUUAGAUAUUCCACAAGUUGAAUUGGUGGUGAAUUUCGAUAUACCUGCAGAUCCAGACGAUUUUAUACAUAGAGUAGGUAGAACAGCAAGAGCUGGUAAAAAAGGUGAUGCUAUAAGUAUAAUUGGUGAAAAAGAUAUAGAAAGAAUUCAAGGUAUAGAAGAAAGAAUUAAUAAGAAGAUGGAUUUACUUGAAGAAAUUGAUGAUGAUAAGAUCAUUAAAGAUUCUUUGAAUUUGAUCACUACAGCUAAAAGGGAAUCUUUACUGGAGAUGGAAAGAGAAGGCUUUGGUGAGAAAAAGAGGAUCAAUAAAAGAAAGCACGAAAUAGUGGAGUCAAAACCUAAAACCAUGAAAUCUAAAAAAUCUAAGUCAUAA
Molecule: messenger RNA, 1320 nt
Organism: Lodderomyces jiufengensis
Lineage: Eukaryota; Fungi; Ascomycota; Pichiomycetes; Serinales; Debaryomycetaceae
Gene: DBP8
Product: ATP-dependent RNA helicase
Exons: 1
Coding region: 1-1320 (439 amino acids)
Molecular function (GO): ATP binding; nucleic acid binding; RNA helicase activity
Source: RefSeq, a predicted model, not a curated record